AUUGCCUUCUCAAUUCAGACGAGAUCGACCCUCUCAUCACUAGCGUUCCGAGAACAGGACGCUCUCACAUCUUUCUCCAAUGGCCAGCUCUCGAUGGCUCCUCCAUGCCCUCCUCCUCGUUCUCAUCCUUCACAUGGACUCCAUGUUACUCAAAACUGCUUCCAUGCCGCCGCCUUCCCCUGUCGUGUGCAGCGGUCCUGAUGGCGGCGAUGGCUGCAUCCUCCGCAACUCGUACGGCACGUGGAACGACAGGUUGGACUGCCGUGUCCAGAAUGUCACGUACCCUUCGACCGAGGAAGAGCUCCGCUCGGCCGUGGCCUACGCGGCCCGCCACAGGCUGAACGUCAAGGUCGUGAGCAAGUUCUCCCACACCAUCCCGAAGCUGGCCUGCCCCGGGAGGGCUGGAUCCGCCGGCUCCUUCUUGAUAAGCACGGCGAACUGUGCCUCUGGUAUCGACAUUGACGUGACCAGUCUGGUGGUCACGGCGGAUGCGGGGGUUCCACUGCGGGAGCUGAUCGACAGAGUCGAGGGACAAGGGCUGAGCCUGGUGGCCGUGCCGUACUGGGAGGGCGUGAGCGUGGCCGGGUUGAUAAGCACGGGGGCACACGGUAGCUCGUGGUGGGGGAAGGGCGGGGCGGUGCACGACCACGUGGUCGGGAUUAGUCUCGUGGUCCCGGCCAAGGAAUCAGAAGGUUUCGCCAAAGUCAUCAGGAUUGAGGCACAGGAUCAGCUUCUUAAUGCUGCUGGAGUCUCUUUGGGCAUGUUGGGUGUGAUCUCCAAGGUGAAGUUUUCUCUCGAGAAAGAGUUCAAGAGAAGCAUAACUUAUGAUUUCACGGACGAUGCUCGGAUCGAAGAGAUAUACACAGAUCACGCCAUGAAGUACGAAUUCGCCGACAUCACUUGGUACCCAUCUAAACACACUGCCGUCUACCGAAACGAUAAUCGAGUUCCUCUGAACACAUCGGGCGACGGUCUUUAUGACUUCCUAGGAUUUCAAUCCAACUCGGUCGUCGUCUCUAAAUCCGUACGAGCGACCGAGAAGUUACUGGAGAAUGCGAGGAACGUGGAUGGGAAGUGUGCAUUGGCGUCUACCACGGUGGAAUACAAGAAGCUGAUCGCCAACGGUUUGAGGAAUGGCCUGAUCUUCACCGGCUAUCCGGUCAUCGGUCGCCAGGGGAAAAUGCAGACUUCGGGUUCGUGUUUAUACUCAGCUCCCUCGAGAACUGACCUUACUUGUGCUUGGGAUCCAAGAAUCGACGGGCUCUUUUUUUACGAGUCGACCGCGAUAUUCCCUGCCCAAAGAUUUGCAGAUUUCGUUCGAGAUGUGAAGAAGCUCAGGGACAUGAAUCCGAAAAACUUCUGUGGAGUGGAUAUCUAUAAUGGGUUCCUGGUACGUUUCAUCAAGGCCUCCAAGGCGUACUUGGGCCAAUCCGAGGACUCGGUCGUGGUAGAUUUCAACUAUUACCGAGCCGACGACCCCUCGACCCCGAGACUGAAUCAAGACGUGUGGGAGGAAGUGGAGCAAAUGGCGUUCUUCAAGCAUGGGGCCAAGCCGCAUUGGGCUAAAAACAGGAACUUGGCAUUCUUGAAUGUCCGAAACAAGUAUCCCAACUUUGGCAAAUUCAUGGCAGCUAAGAAGCUAUUGGACCCACAAAACCUGUUCUCAAGUGAAUGGUCAGAUGACAUAUUGUUCCGGAAUGAAGCAGCAAAAGGUGAUGGGUGUGCCCUAGAAGGACAGUGCAUAUGCACAGAAGACAGGCAUUGUAGUCCAGCAAAAGGUUAUCUUUGCAAAGCAGGGCUUGUUUAUCAGGAAGCUAGAGUUUGUAGGUAUACACAGUCUUCAAUGGCAUAAGACGUCAUAUCGCUUUGUU
Messenger RNA from Eucalyptus grandis, 1871 nucleotides. RefSeq names its product L-gulonolactone oxidase 3. The transcript is spliced from 3 exons. NCBI's taxonomy places the organism in Eukaryota, Viridiplantae, Streptophyta, Magnoliopsida, Myrtales, Myrtaceae. Bases 80 to 1852 code for a protein of 590 amino acids. Gene Ontology annotation, cellular component: membrane. Gene Ontology annotation, molecular function: D-arabinono-1,4-lactone oxidase activity; FAD binding. The record is from RefSeq and is a predicted model, not a curated record.